UUCCUCAUCGACUGGGUUACUCCUGCUCCAGGCCCCGAGUUCUCUGCUCCAGGGACCCAGGUGACUGCGCUGCCCGUUUCUCGGGGAUCUCGGGUGCCCGGAGUUUCCUCCAGAGGACGUCAGGUCACCAGAGAAGCUAAAAAUGACCUCAGUGACCUUUGAGGAUGUGGCUGUGAACUUCACCAAGGAGGAGUGGUCUUUUCUGGAUGCUUCCCAGAAGAACCUUUACAGAGAUGUGAUGCUGGAAGUCCUCAGAAACCUGGCUUCUAUAGGAAACAAGUGGGAAGACAGGACCACUGAAGAUCAGAUUGAAAACUCUGGAAGCAACCUAAGGCACAUCACAUCUCACUCUGGACACAAAUACUAUAAGCAUGAGGAAUGUGAAGAGAAGCCAUGUGAAUUUAAACAAUAUAGGAAAUCUGUGGUUUCUCUCAAAAGUGUUCACACACAAAUGUUGUUCCAAACUGGAGAUAGACCACAUGAAAGUACAGUAUGUGGGAAAGUCAUCAGUUGUUUCAGUGACAUUCAAAGACAUGAAGAAACUCAUACUGGGAGGCAACCCUAUGAAUGUCAACAAUGUGGUGAAGCCUCUUCUUCUCUCCCAGGUGUUCAAAGACACAUGAUAACACACAGUGGAGGUAAACCUUUUCAAUGUGAGGUAUGUGGGAAAGCCUUUCAUUUCUCCUCCUUAUUUAGAAGACAUGAAAGAACUCAUUCUGGAGAGAAAUUCUAUGAAUGUAAACAAGAUGGUCGAACCUUUAUUUCACACACAAGUCUUCAAAAGCACAGGAUCACACACAUGGGGAAUGCACAUUUCAAAUGUAAGGUAUGUGGGAAAGACUUUGCUUAUCCCAGAUUACUUAGAAUACAUCAAAAAACACAUACUGGAGAGAAGCCCUAUGAAUGCAAGCAGUGUGGCAAAGCCUUUGCUAGAUCUGGUGACCUUCACAUACAUGAAAGAACUCACACUAUAGAGAAGCCCUAUGAAUGUAAGCAGUGUGGCAAAGCCUUUGCUACAUCCCUUCAGCAUCAUAAACAUGGAAGAAUACAUACUGGAGAGAAGCCCUAUGAAUGCAAACAAUGUGGAAAAGCCUUUGCUACAUCCUAUGAGCUUAAGGGACAUGGAAGAACACACACUGGAGAGAAGCCCUAUGAAUGUAAGCAGUGUGGCAAAGCCUUUGCUAGAUCUGGUGACCUUCGCACACAUGGAAGAACUCAUACUGGAGACAAGCCCUAUGUAUGUGAGCAGUGUGGAAAAGCCUUUGCUAGAUCUGGUGACCUUCAGAUUCAUGGAAGAACACAUACUAGAAAGAAACCCUUUGGAUGUCAACAAUGUGGAAAAAUAUUUGCUUCAUCCCAUCAUCUUCACAUACAUGGAAGAAUGCAUACCAGAGAAAAGCCCUAUGAAUGUGAACAAUGUGGAAAAGGCUUUACUACUGCCUCUUACCUUCAGAUACAUGAACGAACUCAUACUGGAGAGAAGCCUUAUAAAUGUAAGCAGUGUGGGAAAGCCUUCACUCAGUCCUCUCACCUUCACUCACAUGAACAAACUCAUACUGGAGAGAAGCCCUAUGAUUGUAAGCAGUGUGGCAAAGCCUUUGCUAGAUCCAGUGAAGUUCAAAUACAUGGAAGAGUGCAUACUGGAGAGAAGCCCUAUGAAUGUAAACAUUGUGGAAAAGCCUUUGCUAGAUCUGGUGACUUUCACAUACAUGAAAGAAGUCAUACUGGAGAGAAGCCCUAUGAAUGUAAGCAGUGUGGCAAAGCCUUUCCUGCAUCCCGUCAGCUUCUUAAACAUGGAAGAACACAUACUGGAGAGAAGCCCUAUGAAUGCAAACAAUGUGGAAAAGCCUUUGCUACAUCCUAUCAACUUAACAGACAUGGAAGAACACACACUGGAGAGAAGCCCUAUGAAUGUCAACAAUGUGGAAAAGCCUACACUACUGCCUUUUACCUUCGGAUACAUAAACACACUCAUACUGGAGAGAAGCCCUAAGAAUGUAAGCAGUGUGGCAAAGCCUUUCUAGAUCCAGUGGCCUUCACAGACAUGGAAGAAUGCAUACUGGAGAGAAGCCCAAUGAAUGUCAACAACGUGGAGAAGCCUUUGCCACAUCUUCUCUGCUUCACACAUGUAAAAGUACACAUACUGCAUAGAAAUCGUAUGCAUGAAAACAAUUGGUAAACUCUUCUGUUAUUACUGUUUCGCUCAUAUACAUGUAGGAAGUUUACUGGAGAAAAAUCCUUUGAAUGUGAAAUAUGGUAAAUCAAUAUUUCAUGUCAUCCUCAAAGACAAGAGAGGCUCACACUGCUGAAAAUGUGUGUGUGUGUUUGUGUGUGUGUGUGUGAGAGAGAGAGAUCGAUCAAUCAAUCCACUGGGGAUUUAGUCUGGUGGUGCUCUACCACUGAGCUACAUUCCAGUUCCUUUUUACUUUUUAUUUUGAGACGGGGACUUGUUGAGUUUCUUAGGGUCUUCCUAAGGUGCUGAGGCUAGCCUCCAACAUUGAUUCUUCAGAAUCAGCCUCUCGAGUCUCGGGAAUUAAAGGCAUACACCACCACAUCCAACUGAAUAACUCUUUAAAUGUGAAAAAUAUCACAAAUCAUUCUAUUUUCCCUGUUGCCUUCAAAGCCAUUUCACUCACAUUGAAAAACAAACCCUCUGAAUUUGGGGGAUUUGCUACAUUCUGUCAGCUUCAUUUUCUUUCUUAUAUAUGAAAACACUCAUGCAGAGAAGCCCUGUGAAUGUGAGAAAUGUGGGAAAUCUACUAGUUUUCUCAUUUUUUCCCCUAAGGACUGGGAAUAUCAUUUUGGAAUAAAAAGAAUAAAUCCUAUGCAAGUAAGAAAUAUAAAGGGUUCAGCCGUUCUAGUUUUGUUCAGUUGUAUGAAAGGAGUCAUACUGUAGAAAAUGCUGAGGAUAAGCCAUGUGGGGCAGUAUUCAGAUUUCAGAGUUUUCUCCAAAGGCAUAAAAGAAUUCACAUGUGUGAAAAUCCUUUUUCUAUCUUUAAAAAUUGCAGGAACACUUUCAACUUUCCAGUUCCCUUUGAACAGCAUUUAAGAAAUCACACUGGAGAAAAGCCCUGUAUGUAGAAAUGUGGUGAGAACUUUGCUUGUUUCAGAUCCAUUUGAACUUGUUCAGACUUGAGGAAAAUUUUAUUUUAUUUCAUUUUAUUUAUUUAUUUUGAGAAAACCAGUGUAGGUGUUUGAAAAUGGUGUGUGCCUUCAUUUCUUUUUUCUUUCUUUCUUUUUUUUUUUUUUUAAAUCUAUUCAGAGGUAACAAAACUGCACCCUGGGUUGGAGAGGCGCAUUGCAUCAGCAUGAAGAUUUGAAAGCAAUAUGUUUUUCUGGGUUAAAUCUCUCUUAUUGUUAGAUUCCAUUUUCCUGUAUCUUAAGUCUUUUGAGUCUAAUGUUUCAUUACAUAUUGUGUAUGUUAGUUUAGGCCUCUCCACUCCAGGCUUUGGUACAGAUUGGUGAAAUGGCUCUUCUGAACUUCUUUCUUCUCUUUCUUUGUUCAGAUUUCACCCAGGAGUGCUCUACCACUGAGUUUCUCCACAAUCCUUUUAAUUGUUAUUUUUUGAUAUGGGGUGAGGCUGGCAGCUGGGACCAUCGGGAUGUGUCUGUGUACCCUGCAGCUGGCCUCUUCCUUUUCCUUGAUUGCUUAUUGAUCUAUUGAUGACUCUGGGACCAUCACACUUGUCACUUGUGCUUGUUCUAAGGCUCAUGUAUUGUGCUGUAUGUAGGCACAUUAAAGAGCAUUAUAAGAUAAUAUCAUUUGUGUAUAUUGUUUGGAGAGGCACUUUCUCAAAAUAUAUUUUGCCCUAUACUUGAGUUGCUUUCUCUUUUCUUUUCCCAGUUCUGGGGACCGAAUCCUGCCUUGUGCAUGCUAGGCAGGCAUUCUAGCAUUGAAUGCUCUGUGGCUCAGGUGGUGAGUUUGCUGCUGCUGUGAGUGUGGACCCCACUGAUAACCACAUUAGCAGAUGCAGCUCUGCAGGUGUUUCCUCCACAAUUGCAGCUGAUCUCUUCCUUCUUAAAGGUCUUUUAUACCAGUGAAUUUUUUUUUAAAAAAACUACAUCCAGUUUAGGUUUUCUCCCCAUGAAUAAUACUUAGGUGGAAUAUGCAGAAAACCCAGGCUUGAUUUCUCUCUGUGUUUAGAGUACCUCAGUAGCCCUGGUAAAAUUGUGUGAUGGUUUUCUUAAUACACACUGCAUGACCAAAGGCUUGGUAAGGAGCAUCCCACUCUGAUGUCCUAAUACAGCGGCAUUCUCUUCUCUACCAAAUAAUCUUAAAUAAGCUUCUCAAGAGACCUUCACCAUAAUUUUCUUUCAACAGAAUGUCAGGAAAAGAUUUUGCAAAGAUCUCAAUGUGGGUUAUAACACAGACUUCUGCUUUUGUGGCAAAGCUUGGAAAGCCUCUGACCAAUCUUAAAAUUGGUACACAAAGCACUUUCUGUGAACUAAUCAAAUCAAAACAAAACAACGACAACAAAAAACACCUUUAUGUAUACCCCCACAAAAAAUAUAAACCUCCAUCCCUGUCCCACUGGAUGUAAAUAAAGAUCAAUGAAAUUCAAAGCAGUGAUCCAAAAAAUUUUGUGAUACCCCUGAGAACCCUGCAGCUAAUCAAUGUGCUCCUGGAACAUUCCUUGGGUGUCUAGCCUCAUGUGCCCUACAUCACUAAUAAAGCUACAGCCUCCAAUCAGGUGAUAUUGUGCAGUACUUGCUGUGGAGAGGGCUGUUUCUGCUCAGGGUAAAGGAUUCAGUUGCUUGUCCUAAGGAUUCAAAGCCUCCUGAGCAAAACCUCUCCCACAACCUAUUCACGUGUCAUGGAUCUUGUGUGAUUAUUGGUAAGAGUUCCUUACAUACUUGUGUCCAAAUAUUGAAGUUUGCCAACAUGCCAAAGAUAGGUUGAUUGUCACUGCUAUCUCUGUUCCUGCCAUUUGCUGUGCCUCAGUGCUCAUUUGGAAAGGAAAGCCAAGAGUGUGCUGUGGCCCUUCUGUUUUUGAUAAAUACAGCCUAAGCCAUCCAGUAAAACUUCUUUAAAAGAUAGUUUUGAAUGCUUCCCAGGAUUUCCAAAAACUUUCUUUGCAGCUAAUGAGUCAGUGUGGCAAUUUCCUAGUUUUACAUUUUUGAUUUAAUAGAAAUAUUGCAUAGAGGUGUGUGAGCACUUGACGCAGUCUGGACUUGUUUGUAAUAAAUCCAUUUGCCAAAGGCCGUAGUUGCAGGCUUGUUCCUGGGCAGUGUGAGGGACCGGAGUGAAUGCAACUGUCCUGGGGUGUGGGCAUUGUUUGUAGGAGUUCAGUCUUGGUGAGUACAUCAGUUUAGGAAUCAGACUCCUAGGAGGGCUACAUAAUCUCCUGGCGGUACCUGCCUGUCCCUUUUGGACAAUAGUGUUAUCAUGUGAGCUGGCAGGUGGAUGGCUACCUUCUGAUGGAUUUGGGUUUGUAGCUGAGCAAAUAGUGAGAAUGUACAAUGAUUAAAUGAGAAUUAAAAUAUUCUUUGUCAUACCAAAGACAUAAUUUGGGGGCCAAACAUAAUAACAAGUAACCUCUUGGACCUUGAAUCACAUAUUUUCCUUCAUGUAUGCAUUUUCUUACAAACUUUUGUAGUGUGAUGCUUAUGUGGAACAAACUGAGAUAAACAUGGAGAGGUUUAUUUAAUGGUACAGUGUACUAGAAGUUUUAAAGACUUGCAGCAGGGUUAGAUUCCACUAUUGUUAAAAUUUUAUGAAAGACUCUGCAAUUCUCAAAAUUCUUGAGAAUCCCCAGGUGCUGUGGCAUACACCUGAAAUACCAGUGGCUCAAGAUUCUGAGGCAGGAGGAUUGUGAUAUUUUUCAACUUUUUUUAAAGAGAGAGAAUUUUUUAAUAUUCAUUUUUUAGUUUUCAGUGGACACAACAUCUUAUUUUAUUUUUAUGUGGUGCUGAGGAUUGAACCCAGCACCCCACGUAUGCCAGGUGCACUUGCUACCAUUUGAGCCACAUCCCCAGUCCAUCUUUUCAUUUUUCUUAAAAAUUUAUAUUUAUAUAUAUAUAUAAUAUAUAUAUAUAAGUAAUAUAUAUAAAUAAAUUGUUUUUUCCUAAGAUCAAACCCAGUGCCUCACACAUACUAGGCACAUUGUCAACCACUGAGCCACAACCUUAGCCCAAGGGUUCUGAUUUGUAAGGUGGCCUCCCUGGAUAACAAGGAGUAAAGAACUCAGUGAGACCCUGUCUCUAAGAAGUAACUCAAAUAAUAAAUAAAAAAGAAGGCUGGGAGGUGGCUGAGUGAUUGAGUGCCACUGAGUUCGAUUCACAGUACCCCCAAGAAAAAUGCAUUAGGAACCAAGUUUUAAUAAACCGUAUGAUGGGUGGAUGGACUUGUCCAUUAUAUUGUUUUCUUCUUUGGAUUCUCAGGCAUGGUUUACUAAUUCAGGAACUCUGUAAAAUUCACCAAUUCAAUAAAAAGCAAGUGUAUGGUUUUAAAAAAUAAUAAUAUAGCAAGGUCCAUGAGGGGCCGCUUCCUGCUCUGGGAACCUCAGUAAUUGGUAGUCAUCACAAGUGGCCAUCAUGUCCUUAUCAUAAAGAGUUUGUGAAAGCUUCUAUUGUGCAGGAGUCUCUGAAGGUGCUAAAAGUGCCUGUCUUUUCAGAGCCUAUUGGUGGAGGAAUUCCAUAUGGAGGUCUCUGAUUUAGAGAUGAUGUCAUUGGGGAGCUCAAGUGAAACUGAUAAGUGAAGAACACAUUGCCACAUGAUCCAGGGCAGCCUAAAAGGUGUCAGAUUUUCUUGUCUUCAAGGAGUGUGUCAAGCAACCUUGGAGGAGGAUGUCAGCAAUUUGCGAUGUGCUCCUGCAAAAACGUCUCUGCUCAGGUCAUUUGUGAAAAGCUGAUGAGUAGUCUAAAAAUUUAUUUGGUCCUGUUAGUGAUAAGGACAAUUUGCAUUAGAAUGCUAUUGAAAUAGAGAAAACAGAAAAUAUUAGCCAAUUCUGAGGCCAAAAUAUAUACCAGUUGUGAUUAAAUAGGAUCAGUAAUUUUCACUAUAUUUGGUAUUGGGUAUGGAUACUUACAGAUGGGACUAGAUCACCAAAGUAGCAGUAAUCUACCCAAGGCAAAUGUUGAGAUAGAGAAUAUCUGUGUUUAUGUAGUUGGUAUUUUAUUUUUUUCCUCUGUGAUUAUCAUUGACUGUGUUUAAACAUUUCAGGAUGCCCAGAUAGAACUCUAAUUUUUCCAUAUUUAAUGAAUUAGAAAAUGUUAGACUAUUAAAUAUUCUCAGAAGCACAUCAGAUUUUAUAGGAAUUUUUAGUUUCCAUAGACCUUGUUUUAACAUAUCAAAAAAUAUAUGAAGUGAUUUAAUUAGA
This is a messenger RNA of Marmota monax (woodchuck), 7319 nucleotides long. RefSeq names its product zinc finger protein 709. Bases 143 to 1993 code for a protein of 616 amino acids. The transcript has 4 exons. The record is from RefSeq and is a predicted model, not a curated record. Gene Ontology annotation, biological process: regulation of transcription by RNA polymerase II. Gene Ontology annotation, molecular function: DNA-binding transcription factor activity; RNA polymerase II cis-regulatory region sequence-specific DNA binding. NCBI's taxonomy places the organism in Eukaryota, Metazoa, Chordata, Mammalia, Rodentia, Sciuridae.